AUGGGCAUGCCAAUGAUCACCUGGCCCCGAGUGGAUUUCGAGUUGAUCAGGGAUCCCGUCGGGGCGGCCAUCCGUGAAACGGUCGGAUAUGAUUGGAACAUUGAAACAGAAACUUUCGAGAUAUGGAAAACCUCGUACAGCAACCUCACAGAAAUCCACAACGACCCAGAGCAGUUCCGGAUGGAGAUCGACAACCUGAAGGAGAUCCACACCAUCAUCUUUCCCCAGGAGAGCGCCAUCAAGGGCCGCCUCAACAAGCACAAAUUCAACUCCCUCUUCAACCCGCUCGAAUCCUUCUGCGCCACCACCCUCCCAACAUCCGAGCAAGCCGAGUCCGGCGAAUGGGCCGGCGCAUCCCUGGACCAAUCCACAGCCGACGCGAUCCGGCUCAAAAUCUACCAGGCCGUGCACGAAAUGUUCGAAGACGUCGAGCACCUGAACCACCUGUUCGACCUGACCAUCUACGCCGACGGCGCGGUGCAGGAAAUUGCCGUGCUGACCGUCGUGCUCUACGUGCGCUUCUACGCGCACCGCCGGCGCAUCGGCCCGCGCGAGAGCCAGCGGCUGAAGCUGGGCACCGUGCUGGCGCCCAUGUACUGGCAGAUCCUGCUGAUGGGCUUCGACACGAAGCGCAAGACGGCGUCGCAGCCCUUCCAUCCCAACAUGAGCAUGAUCGAUCAGACGGUUGAGUUAGCAGCGCAGAUGGAGCAGCAGGUGCGGCAGGUCGACUUCUCGCGCAUGGUCGACGCGAAUGCGAAGCCGGAGGUGAGAGAGGCCGGCGAAGUGGCGAUUCAGGCUGGUAUGGCUUUUGGGUUGCUGGACGAGCGGGGCCGUCUGAUCGAUUUUCCGGAUUUCUAG
Molecule: messenger RNA, 858 nt
Organism: Lasiodiplodia theobromae
Lineage: Eukaryota; Fungi; Ascomycota; Dothideomycetes; Botryosphaeriales; Botryosphaeriaceae
Exons: 1
Coding region: 1-858 (285 amino acids)
Source: RefSeq, a predicted model, not a curated record